Messenger RNA from Oncorhynchus masou masou (cherry salmon), 1425 nucleotides. RefSeq names its product sodium-dependent neutral amino acid transporter SLC6A17-like. The transcript has 6 exons. The record is from RefSeq and is a predicted model, not a curated record. The annotation marks the transcript as partial. Gene Ontology annotation, cellular component: membrane; synaptic vesicle. Gene Ontology annotation, biological process: alanine transport; sodium ion transmembrane transport; glycine transport. NCBI's taxonomy places the organism in Eukaryota, Metazoa, Chordata, Actinopteri, Salmoniformes, Salmonidae.
UUGGAAAAGAUGCUGGAGCCCCAGGUUUGGAGGGAGGCAGCGACCCAGGUGUUCUUCGCUCUGGGCCUUGGGUUCGGAGGGGUCAUAGCCUUCUCCAGCUACAACAAACGGGACAACAACUGUCACUUUGACGCAGCGCUGGUCUCUAUCAUCAACUUCAUCACCUCCAUCCUGGCUACGCUGGUGGUGUUCGCCGUGCUGGGGUUCAAGGCCAACAUCAUGAACGAGAAAUGUGUUGUGGAGAAUGCAGAGAAGAUCCUAGGUUACCUUAAGUCAGGUGUGUUGAGUCUUGAGCUGAUCCCUCCCCACGUCAACUUCUCUCACCUGUCAGCUGUGGACUAUCAGGAGAUGUAUGGAGUGAUCAAGACUGUCAGGGAGGACAGCUUCGAUCAGCUAGGACUGGACCCCUGUAUACUGGAGGAUGAACUCAACAAGGCAGUGCAGGGUACAGGCCUGGCCUUCAUUGCCUUCACUGAGGCCAUGACCCACUUCCCUGCCUCUCCCUUCUGGUCCGUCAUGUUCUUCUUCAUGCUGAUUAACCUGGGGCUGGGGUCCAUGAUCGGCACCAUGACAGGGAUCACCACACCUGUACUGGACGCUUUCCCCAAGAUCCGCAAGGAAUUCCUCUGUGUUGGUUGUUGCAUUGUUGCGUUCUUCUGUGGCCUGUUGUUCGUCCAGCGCUCCGGGAACUACUUUGUGACCAUGUUUGAUGACUACUCAGCUGGCCUGCCUCUCACUGUGGUGGUUAUAUUGGAGAAUAUAUCUGUGGCCUGGAUCUACGGCACCAAGAGGUUUAUGCAGGACCUAGAGGACAUGUUGGGUUUCAGACCCUACUCUUUCUAUUUCUAUAUGUGGAAGUACGUAUCUCCUGCCUGUCUCACCGUGCUCAUCGUUGCCACUGUGAUAGAGAUGGCCGUCAGUCCUGCAGGGUACAACGCCUGGGUGGAGGAACUGGCGUCGGAGAAGUUCCUCUCCUACCCUCCGUGGGCUCUGGGCGUGGCCUACUCCCUCAUCAUCGCCGCCAUGCUUCCUCUCCCCUGCGUCUUCAUCGCGCGCCACUUCAACCUGCUCUCUGACGGCUCCAACAAGCUGUCCGUCUCCUACCGUAAAGGCAUGACCAAGGAACUCUCUGGCCUAGAGGAGGAGAACGAGUCCCGCUUCAUCCUCGGUAAAGGCACCCCCAGCCCCAGCCCCUCGCCCAUGCCUUCUCACCGCCCCUACCUGGGGCCCGGCGGAGCCCAGGAGAUGACCAAUACGGCUGGAUAUGGUACCGGGACACCAACCAAGACGGGUUAUCAGAAUAUUAAUUCGCCAGAGUCCGAACUAUGAUUGAUCUGACUGACUGAAGCACAAGACACCCUAUCUAUCAAACACAACUCAACAAAACCCCUCCAGAGAGAGAGAGAGAGAGAGAGAGAGGGAAAG